AUUCACUUCACAACUUCUUUCCUCUUUACUAAAAGCAAUAUACAUAUCUUGGCAUUUGGCCAAACUAUAUAUCCUCAUUAAAUAUUCUUGAAGUUAUUUAAACAUGGAUAUGGUGAUGGAGUUGGAAACAACAAGCUCGGUGGUGAUUUUCACCAAGAGUAGUUGUUGCAUUUCUCACAGUAUUGAAACCCUAAUCCGUAGUUUUGGAGCAAACCCUACUGUUUACGAGCUCGAUACACAUCCAAAUGGGAAGCAAAUGGAGAAGGCAUUGAUGGAACUAGGGUGUCAACCAAGUGUGCCAGCAAUAUUUAUAGGGAAAGAAUUAGUUGGUGGUGCAAAUGAGAUAAUGAGCCUUAAUGUGAGGGGCAAGCUUAAACAAUUGCUCUAAGGGCUAAUGCCAUUUGGGUAUAGAAAAUAGUUAAUAAUGACUUGGUAGCAAGUCUAGGAGUACUUUUGAUAGUAAUUUUUAUUUUUAUUUUUGAAAAAUACCAACCUCUAGAGGUUGGUUUUUUAGGUUUGGGGUUGUUUUUUCUCCCAUUUUAAUUUGCUUUUUGAUGUACAAAUAAAGUAGUACAUUGGUCAUAGCUAAUGGCAAUU
Solanum dulcamara is the source of this 597-nucleotide messenger RNA. Its product is annotated as monothiol glutaredoxin-S1-like. Bases 104 to 388 code for a protein of 94 amino acids. The transcript has a single exon. NCBI's taxonomy places the organism in Eukaryota, Viridiplantae, Streptophyta, Magnoliopsida, Solanales, Solanaceae. The record is from RefSeq and is a predicted model, not a curated record.